GCCACGUCAAAGCCCAGCCCACGCUUCGCCGAUGCGCAUCUUUCUCUCCCCCUCUUCGUCAUCCUCGCCGGCGCAGCCUCUCCCGGAUCGUCCAUGGCGGAGGCAUCAGUCUCCCACUCAUUUCGUCCGCUCAAGGUUAAAAUUCUAGGGUUAUUCAAUGGUGCUAAGAACCGAGGAGUGCGACUAGAAACUACAACUUACAUCACUGUCAGCAUAAGCUAAUUCGUUCACCAUUAGCACCUACACCUCUCCUUACUGGGGUAGUGCCUCCCUCAAGAGUCGUCUAUAUUUAAGAGUGUCUUAAAAGGGUGAUGACCUCCGCCAAGAUCAGUUGAUAAGACAUUAAGACCUUAAAAAACAUGAAUGGGUAAUUAUGCAACUCUAUUUUACAUUUAAAGGAAAUCUUUUUUUCCAGUUAUUCAAGUCUGUUUUUCAUUUAAUGAAAACCUUUCUAUAUAUGGUUCAAUGGUAGUCUUCCUGAACCCUGGAAUUACCAUAUAUGCCAAUAACAGAGUAGCAAUCAUUUUAAAAUGGGGGAACACCGUGCAAGUGGUGCUUUUGGAAUUCACUGCGGUCCUGCAUUGCAUGCUCGUCUCAUCUGAUACACUUGUGUAGGCAGCAGCAGUAGGCACAAGUGGUGCUCCGGUACUAUCAGCUUUUUAACACAAGUGGUUCUGCAAGUGCCGCAUGCAAGGCCAGAGACUUGACUGAGCCGAGGGCUGGCAGCGGCACAUGCAAGGCCAAAGACUUGACUGAGCUGAGAGCUGCCGGCGGGAUUGACUGCUUCAGAAGCAUCUGUAUGAGUGGUUGGGACACAGAGAGGAAGGCCACACAAGGGUCAUCUAUAUUGGUUGCUUCAGGGUCUUCCAAGCAUUUCCCAGAGUAGCAGCCGCUUGCCUGCAGUCCUGCCACAACUUCGCAGGAGUAACCGCCUGCUUCUGCGCUGGCCAGGCUCUGGGGCUGCUGCUGCCUCUACAACACCAGAGCUGCUGCUGCUGCUCCACUUCUUCCGUGCACUUGUGCUGUGCCUCGUCUUUUUGGGGAGUUUCUUCUGAGUGUUGCAAUGGAGGCGCUGGUGGCCACCGCGGUCGGGCCACUGGUUUCCUUGCUGAUGAAAAAGGCGUCCAACUCCCUCCUUGAGAAGUACAAGGUGAUGGAGGGAAUGGAGGAGCAGCACAGGAUUCUCAAACGCAAACUUCCGGCCAUCCUCGACGUCAUCAGCGACGCCGAGGAGCAGGCGACGGCCCACAAGGAAGGGGCAAAAGCCUGGCUCCAGGAGCUCAAGACAGUGGCUUAUCAGGCAAGUGAAGUCUUUGAUGAAUUCAAGUACGAAGCACUCCGCCGUGAAGCCAAGAAGAAUGGGCACCUCACCAAACUUGGCUUUGAUGUGAUAAAACUCCUCCCUACUCACAACCGCAUUGUAUUCCGUAUCAGAAUGGGUCCCAAGCUUCGUCAUAUUCUGCAGUCCAUUGAGGCCCUCAUAACAGAGAUGCAGCGCCUUCGGUUCAACUAUCAACCACAGCCGCCGGUGUCCAAGUUGUGCAGGCAGACAGAUUAUGUUAUCAUCGACCCACAAGAAAUUGCCAGUAGAUCCAGAGACAAAGAUAAGAAGAAGAUUGUUGAUACACUACUUGGUCAAGCUGGAAAUGCAGAUCUCGCAGUUGUUCCCAUCAUUGGAAUGGGGGGCCUUGGCAAGACCACAUUAGCGCAGCUCAUAUACAAUGACACUAAAAUUAAGGAGCAUUUCCAGUUGCGGCUCUGGGUCUGUGUCUCUGGUACCUAUGAUGUGAACUCCCUGGCUAAGAGUAUAGUUGAAGCAUCUCACCAAAAGAACGAUAAUAUAGAUAUACCCCCACUGGAUAGACUUCAAAAAUUCAUCAAGGGGCAGAGAUAUCUCCUUGUAUUAGAUGAUGUCUGGGACAGAGAGGUCCAUAAGUGGGAAAGUUUGAAGGGUUGUUUGCAGUAUGGUGGCAUGGGUAGUGCAGUAUUGACAACAACUCGUGAUAAACAAGUUGCUGAAAUUGUGGAUGCAGAUAGAUCCUACAAUCUCAGUCCUUUGGAGGACAGAUUCUUAAAGGAAAUUAUUGAGGCUAGAGCAUUCAAUUCGAAGAAAGAAAAGGCUCCUGAGCUAGUCGAGAUGGUUGAUCAGAUUGUGAACAGAUGUCGUGGCUCUCCUUUAGCCGCAUGUUUGCUGGGCUCUGUACUCCGUACCAAGACCACGGUGAAAGAAUGGAAGGCCAUAGCAUCUAGAAGCAGCAUUUGCACUGAGGAAACUAGAAUCUUGCCAAUACUCAAGCUUAGCUACAACGACCUGCCAUCACACAUGAAGCAGUGCUUUGCUUUUUGUGCUAUAUUUCCCAAGAAUUACAAGAUUGAUGUGGAGAAGCUGAUUCGAUUAUGGAUCGCAAAUGGCUUUAUCCCAGAACAGGAAGAAGAUAGUCUUGAAACAAUUGGAGAACAUAUUUUCAAUGAGCUUGCCUCGAGGUCAUUUUUUAUGGACAUAGAGAAAAGUAAAGAUGUCUCAUGGUAUUAUUCCAUGACUACAUGCAAAAUCCAUGAUCUCAUGCAUGAUAUUGCAAUGUCUGUUAUGGGAAAGGAAUGUGUUGUUGUUGCAACUAAGGAACAAUGUCAAACCAAGUGGCUUCCAGAUACUGCUCGGCAUUUAUUUUUGCUAGGUGAAGAAACAAAUGGUAUUUUAAAUGAUUCUAUGGAGAAAAGAUUCCCUGCUAUCCAAACACUUCUAUCCGAUAGUUUUGUGCAAAUCUCAAAAUACAACUCUUUGCAUGCCUUGAAGCUCUGUAUAGAUGUCAAAUUACUUCUUGUGAAACCAUUAGGGACAACAUCAUAUCUACUGAAAUCAAAGUAUCUGCAUCAUCUAAGGUACCUCGAUCUCUCAGAAAGUUGUAUCGACACACUUCCUGAAGGUAUAAGUAUUCUAUAUAACCUGCAAGUGCUGGACCUUUCCUACUGUUAUUAUCUUGACCGACUUCCGAGGCAAAUGAAGUAUAUGACUUCCCUCCGUCACCUAUACACUCAUGGAUGUGAGAACUUGAAGAGCAUGCCUCCAGGACUUGGAAAACUCACUAGGCUGCAGACUCUUACAUGUUUUGUGGCAGCAGUUACGAGCCCUGAUUGUAGUGAUAUUGCAGAGCUGCAUGAUUUAAAUCUUGGUGGUCAUCUAGAGCUACGCCACUUAGAGACUGUUGAAAAUGCAGAAGCAGAAGUAGCAAGCCUCGGAAACAAGAAGGAUCUUAGAGAACUAACAUUAAGAUGGGCUUCUGUUUGUGACAGAAAGGUGCUCGACAAUUUCAAACCUCAUGAUGGGCUGCAGGUUCUGAGGACGUAUUCCUAUGGAGGAGAGUGCAUGGGCAUGUUGCAAAACAUGGUUGAGAUCCAUCUUUUUCAUUGUGAAAGAUUGCAGUUUUUGUUCAGAUGCGGUACAUCCUUCACUUUUCCAAAGCUGAAGGUGCUUAUGCUAGAACAUAUGUUGGAUCUUGAGAGAUGGUGGGAAAUAAAUGGGAUGCAAGAGGAACAAAUAAUAUUUCCUCUGCUUGAGAAGUUGUCUAUUGGGCAUUGUGGAAAGUUGAUAGCAUUACCUGAGGCACCAUUUCUUCAAACACCGUUUCUUCAAGAAGCAUGUAGUGCAGACACUAGACUGGCGCGUUCACCAUUUCCUGCCCUGAAGGUACUUGAAUUGAAAGAGUUAGCGAGCUUUCAGAGAUGGGGUGCAGUUGAAGAGACUCGAGAACAGAUAUUGUUUCCUCAGCUUGAGAAAUUAUCAAUUCAAAGAUGUCCAGAGCUGAUAGAUUUACCUGAAGCACCAAAACUCAUUAUAUUAGAGAUUGAAUAUGUCAAGCAAGAGAUCUUCCAUUGGGUAGACAGAUAUCUGUGUUCAUUGACCCAGCUGACACUGAGGCUGUACACAGGAAGAACAUCAGAGGUGGACAAGGAGAAAUGGAAUAAGAUAUCCCCUAUCACAUUUAUGAACUUAGCAUUAGACUGUUGGAGCCCAUUCUUUGGAUCAGGUGCACUAGAGUCUUGGGACAAUUUUGUACAUCUUCAAACUUUGGAAAUUAUUGGAUGUGAUGUGCUUGUCCACUGGCCAGAGAAAGUGUUGCAAAGCUUGCUAUCCUUGAGGAAAUUGAAGAUUGUAACCUGCAGAAAUCUUACUGGAUAUACAGAAGCUCCUCUUGAGUCAUCAAAAUCUGAAAGGAGUCAACAACUGCCAAGUCUGGAGUCUCUUGAGUUGAAAUUUUGUGCAAAUUUGGUAGAGAUGUUUGAUGUCCCGGCAUCUCUCAAGAGAAUGAAUAUUUCUGAGUGCAGUAAGCUUGAGUACAUAUUUGGCAAGCAGCAGGGCAUGUCAGAGUUAUUCCAAGGGUCUUCUUGCGAUGAGGCAAUCAUGCCUGCAGCUGUAUCAGAGUCCAUGAAUCAUUUUUGCCCAUGCCUAGAAGAUCUAGAGUUACUUGAUUGUGAUAGUUUACCAGCGGUUCUACAUCUCCCUCCAUCCUUAGAGACAAUCUUUAUUGCUAGGUGCAGUAGUAUUCAAGUGCUGACAUGUCAGCUAGAUGGGCUCCAGAAACCACAAGUCACUGCAUCCACGAAUGUACCAGAGCUGCCGGCAGUAGCAGCAAGAGAGCAUUCGUUUCCUCCUCGUCUCGAUUCUUUAAAGAUAUACUCCUGUGAUAGCAUGCUAGGGGGGAUUCUCCGUCUGCCCAUGUCCCUCAAGCAUCUGGACCUUUUUAGGAGCAAUGGGUGGAUAUCGUUGGAGCCUCUGUCGGCAGAGCACCCCCCAUCAUUGGAAUCCCUUUUGCUUGAAAGCUGUAGGACCCUGGCAUCCCUGCCGAAUGAACCACAAGCAUACAGGUCUCUCCGAUACCUUCGUAUUAAAGGCUGUGCUGCUCUAAAGAAGCUCCCUGGAUGCCUGCAGCAGCGACUGGGCAGCAUUUACUUCAAACAAAUAGCAGCACGUUAUGAAGUGACGGAAUUUAAUCCAUUUAAGCCAAAGACAUGGAAGGAAAUACCAAGAGUUGUCCGUGAGUGGAGGCAGCCUGCUGAAACCGAUGAUCCUGAAUCUCCCACUGACUUAGAGGGUAUGCUAGAAGCUAUUAUACCGAAGAUACUUUUGCAGACAGAGCUAGGCCGCUAGCUUGUUCAGGAACUUUGUAAACUGUUAUUUUUAACCCCGUGGAUGCUACGCUGGCAAUGCUAGCUGGUCAAUUGGGGGAUUUCAAAUUUGCACCCUUCCGGUCAACCUGGUGCUUGCUUUGCUUAUCUGGGCAGAGAAGUCUGAAACAUCUAUAUAAAUAUAGAUUUAUAGGCUGAGGUAUAUGUAAUGCUCCUUCUUCUGUUGGGCUGGAAUAACUCUUCCUUGUUUCCUUAAAAUGACUUGUCGAGUGUUUA
This is a messenger RNA of Triticum aestivum (bread wheat), 5400 nucleotides long. RefSeq names its product putative disease resistance protein RGA4. Gene Ontology annotation, molecular function: ADP binding. The coding region runs from base 1064 to 5146 and encodes 1360 amino acids. The transcript is spliced from 5 exons. The record is from RefSeq and is a predicted model, not a curated record. Lineage: Eukaryota; Viridiplantae; Streptophyta; Magnoliopsida; Poales; Poaceae.